AAAGGGCAGAAAUUGUUUAAAUUAUGAGUAGAAUACAGAAUCCUGUUUUAAAAGUUAACACAAUUGUGGACACAGAAAAUGCAACCGACGGAGCGUUCAAAAUUUUAAAACUUGUACGGCCAGAAUGGGACAUUGAAAACAUUACUUUAAAAGUAUUUAGCAAUGGCAUUACAAACAAGAUGUUUGGAUUCCAUCAUUUGGAGAAUAAAGACGACACAGUCUUGGUCCGUAUCAAUGGAAACGGUACAGAAAUUUUCUUAGAUCGUAAAGCAGAGGUCGAAAAUUUUGAGAUUCUUCAUGAACACAACUGUGCCCCUAUUCUAUAUUGCAUAUUUAACAAUGGAUUGGCCUAUCAAUUUAUUAAAGGUGUGACGUUGACUACAGAAAGUGUCAGGCAAGAAACAGUAUUCAGGUUAGUUGGUAAAGAAAUGGCGAAAAUGCACAAGAUCCCUCUAUCUGCUGCUGAUCGAGCAUCUGAACCUCAAACUUUUAAGCUGUGUAGAAAGUUUUUAAAAAUAGUCUUUGGAGAAACGGAAAACAGUGAUCUUAAGUUGAAGACCAUGAUGUACUCUGAGGUGGAACAAUUGGAGGAACUAUUGAAUGCACUGCAUUCACCACUUGUGUUUACACACAAUGACUUAUUGCUACACAACAUCAUUUACAAUAAAGAUCAAGAAAAAGUAAGCUUCAUUGAUUAUGAAUAUGCUGGUGUGAACUACCAAGCUGCAGAUAUUGGUAACCACUUUUGUGAGUUUGCGGGCGUUGAGGAAGUGGAUUACAGUUUGUACCCUGACCGUGACUUCCAGUUGAAAUGGUUACGUAACUACCUCGCAUGCUUUAGAGAUGUGGCUUUGACAGACGUUCCAGAUAAUGAUGUUGAACGACUUUAUAAGCAGGCAAAUAAAUUUGCACUGGCAAGUCAUUUGUUCUGGUCUAUAUGGGCAUUAGUGCAGGCAAAAUAUUCCAAGAUUGACUUUGACUAUAAAGGGUAUUCCAAACUUCGUAUGGACGAAUACAAAAGAAGAAAACAAGAAUUCCUUUCUUUGUAGCCGCACUAAACCAAGCAACAUUUUUAUAACAUGGAAUGUUUGGUACCUGAGAUACUGCUUUACUCUAGUCAGUUAGGUAAUAUUUUUUGAACUUAAUUUGUAAGUGUUAUAAUGUGCAUGUACCAGCAGAUAAUGUUAUUUAUUGCGCACACAUAUAUUCGGUUGCCCUAUCAUUCCUCUUUUAUUGAAUAUUUUUUCAUUUAUUUUUGGCAGCAUUAAAAGUUAGUUUUAUAACUUGAGCAAUGACCACAGUACUUGUGAUGUUUUUUUACCAGAAGUUACAAAAUAAAUCUUUAUUAUAUUUGGCGCUUUUUUGGAUUUUACCUCUGCUUGAUUUUUUUGUGAAAUUUACAAAAUAUGCCAAACUGUAUAUGGAAUCUGCUAAAAUGAAUAUUUAUAAAAAAUUGUUUUUAUGCAUUUUAUAAUUAUGACUAAGAAAAAACACUGGUCCAUUUAAUUUUUAAUUUUGGUGUACACUAAAUAACCUGCAAUUGUUAUGGCCACAUAAACAUGCGCUUUACUCAAAAUAUUAUUUUCUUUAUUUUAUGUACCUGAUUUUUUGAAACUAUUUUGGUAUUAAAGUUACUGUGUAUAUUACGACCCAUGCAAUAUUUAAAAUACUUUUUUUUAAUGUUUAAGUCCUGAACGUGCGGAUUGUUUUAUACUCUGCCUUGACCAUUUUAACAUUUCUAAGUAUCUGUAUCACACAAAUGGUGAAUAUAAAGAAUAAAACUAAUUGAUGCAUCU
Molecule: messenger RNA, 1796 nt
Organism: Ciona intestinalis (vase tunicate)
Lineage: Eukaryota; Metazoa; Chordata; Ascidiacea; Phlebobranchia; Cionidae
Source: RefSeq, a predicted model, not a curated record